This is a messenger RNA of Leptonychotes weddellii (Weddell seal), 2939 nucleotides long. It is a transcript of the gene ELK1, whose product is annotated as ETS transcription factor ELK1. Gene Ontology annotation, biological process: cell differentiation; regulation of transcription by RNA polymerase II. Gene Ontology annotation, molecular function: DNA-binding transcription factor activity, RNA polymerase II-specific; sequence-specific DNA binding. The record is from RefSeq and is a predicted model, not a curated record. Gene Ontology annotation, cellular component: nucleus. NCBI's taxonomy places the organism in Eukaryota, Metazoa, Chordata, Mammalia, Carnivora, Phocidae.
GCCUCGGAGCCCGGGCCUGGGGGGCGGUGGGGCUGCGCAUGGAGCCCCCGCCCCCCGGAGCUGCCAAUACUGCCACUGCGCUACACACAGAGGGUGGCUGUUGUAAAGCCCCGGGAUCCCUGCCUGCAGCCAGACUGCCUGGGCUCGAACCCCAGCUCUGCCGGCUUCCAGCUGCAGAACUCUGGGCAAGUGACUGAACUCCGCCCCUAUUUCCUCAUCUGGAAAAUGGGAGGAUCAUAAUAAUGCCCGCCCCACAGUGUUGCUUCAUGACCGCGUGAGCUAAAACGACUAAAACGCCUCUCAGCUCUGAGCCAUCUGCCCUCCAGGUACCCCUGGGAUGGCGUGAGCGCUCCCCCAGCGAUGGACCCCUCUGUGACGCUGUGGCAGUUUCUGCUGCAGCUGCUGAGAGAGCAAGGCAACGGCCACAUCAUCUCCUGGACCUCACGGGAUGGCGGUGAGUUCAAGCUGGUGGAUGCUGAGGAGGUGGCCCGGCUGUGGGGCCUGCGUAAGAACAAGACCAACAUGAAUUAUGACAAGCUCAGCCGGGCCCUGCGGUACUACUAUGACAAGAACAUCAUCCGCAAAGUGAGCGGCCAGAAGUUCGUCUACAAGUUUGUGUCCUACCCCGAAGUCGCGAGGUGCUCCACUGAGGACUGCCCGCCCCAGCCUGAGGUGUCCAUCACCUCUACUGUGGCAAAUGUGGCCCCCACUGCUAUACAUGCUGUCCCCGGGGACGCUGCCUCUGGGAAACCAGGCACACCCAAGGGUGCAGGAAUGGCAGGCCCGGGUGGCUUGGCACGCAGCAGCCGGAACGAGUACAUGCGCUCAGGCCUCUAUUCCACCUUCACCAUCCAGUCCCUGCAGCCACAGCCACAGCCGCCCCCUCAUCCUCGGCCUGCCUCAGUGCUCCCCAACACCGCCCCUUCGGGAGCAGCAGUGCCCCCAUCUGGGAGCAGGAGCACCAGUCCAAGCCCCUUGGAGGCCUGCCUGGAGGCCGAGGAGGCCGGCCUGCCUCUGCAGGUCAUCCUGACCCCACCCGAGGCCCAGAACCCUAAAUCAGAAGAGCUGAAUGUGGAGCCCGGGUUGGGCAGGCCACUGCCCCCAGAAGUGAAAGUGGACGGGCCCAAGGAAGAGUUGGAAGCCGCAGUCGGUGGGGAGGCGGGGUUUGUGCAGGAAGUCGCUAAGGCCGGGCCGGAAGUCCCUCCUGCGGAGGGCGUGCCGGCCCGGCUGCCCGCGGUCGUCAUGGAGACUGCGGCGCAGGUGGGCGGCCUCGCGGCUUCCACUGCUUCCAGCACAGAGAUCGCCCAGCCUCAGAAGGGCCGGAAGCCCCGGGACCUGGAGCUUCCACUCAGCCCGAGCCUGCUGGGUGGGCCAGGACCCGAACGGACCCCAGGAUCGGGAAGUGGCUCCGGGCUGCAGGCGCCGGGGCCAGCGCUGACCCCGUCCCUGCUACCUACGCACACAUUGACCCCGGUGCUGCUGACACCCAGCUCGCUGCCCCCCAGCAUUCACUUCUGGAGCACCCUGAGUCCCAUUGCACCCCGUAGCCCAGCCAAGCUCUCCUUCCAGUUUCCAUCCAGUGGCAGCGCCCAGGUGCACAUCCCUUCCAUCAGCGUGGAUGGCCUCUCAACCCCCGUGGUGCUCUCCCCAGGGCCCCAGAAGCCAUGACUACCACCACCACCACCCCCUUCUGGGGUCACUUCAUCCAUGGCCCUGAACUUCUCUCCAGCCAGCCGUCUCAAGGAGAAACAUAGUUCAGCUGACAGACUUAUGCUCUAGUUGUGGUGGGGUAGGGAUUCUUAGGAAAGAUCUCUCAGUAACCCUUUCACAGGAAACAUACAACUUCUCUCCUCUCGGUCAGUUCCCCAGUGGCCGCCCUUACACGUCUCCUACUGCAGUGGUGGGGACGGUUUAUUUAUUUAUUUUUUGAAGGCCACUGGGAGGAGCCUGGCCCACCCCUUUUGGGGGGUUGGUGAGGACAUCUCCCCCAUCUCCACAUUUUCUCCCCAAGAUGAGACAGUCGGGGUCUGGCUUGAGAAGGACCUUUAUUUAUUUCUCAGCCUGCCCUUGGGAAGCUGAGGGAGCCCUGUCUCCAUUUUGGGGUGUGAGUAGAAGAGGUAGCUUGUUGUUGUUUAUUAUUCCUGGCCAUACCGGAGGGUCCAGAAAGAAUUUGUCCCGUUUAGCGGUUUGGGAGUCUUGGCCAAGGGAAGACUCACACCCUUGAAAUAGGAAUUUCCACCUCCCCAGCCUUUGUCUCAGAUAUCACCUUUUAGGCCAGGGAGGAAUGCCCCUUUUGUUCUUCUCCCCCUGAGAAGCCAUUCCUGUGUCUGCCAAACUCCUGGGGUCCUGCCUGUUACCUCCCAAUGGAGGGUUUUUUUGGGGAGUGGUCUCCGUCUGGGGGGCCCCUCCAGCCAGUACUCCAGGUCACCUUGUCCCCCCGCCCCCUGCCAUUUUGAUAGUAUAAUCUAUUUUUAAACAGGGCUUUUCAAUAGGGGAGAGGGGAGCAUCUCUUCCUGUAUCUGAGAUGGGGUGGGUGGGAAGGAAGGGAUUUGGUGGGGGGGAUCUUCCUGCCACCCGCAAGUGUUUAUUUUUGAUACCAAACGUGUAUUUUCAGCUCCCUCCCUCCCAGCCCCCCAAUUUCCUGCGGGCGGGUACAAAGGACCCUUUAAGUGUCCCUGGAGUUGGGAGGGAGGAAUGGGGGACAUAAAGCCUGUCCUAUCUGAAUUCCAGGCUGGAGAGGGUGGGUUCAAAGGACUCCUGGGCUCACCUCCUAUCAGCACCGGCCUAGCCUGGGCCUAGGGACCUGGGGGUUGGUGAUUUGGGGGACGGUGCUACACCUGUCUCCACUGUUUGUUUUACUUCCCCAAAAAUGGAUCUUUUUUUCUAAGAGUCCCAGAGAAUGGGGAAUUGUUCCUGUAAAUAUAUAUUUUUAAAGGUGA